AUGGCUGAGCAGUGGGAUCUGGAUGAGGAGAGCAUCCGCCGCCUGGGGGCGCUGACUUUGGAGCAGCCGGAACUGGUGGAGUCUCUUUCAUUGCAGGGAUCUUAUGCUGGAAAAAUCCAUUCCAUUGGUGAUGCCUUCCGAAAUUUUAAAAACCUCCGGUCCUUAGAUUUAUCAAGAAAUUUGAUCACUAGCCUGAAGGGUAUUCAGUAUUUAUGUUCACUCCAAGACCUGAAUUUAUAUUAUAACAACAUUCCUUCAUUACUGGAGGUGUCCCGUCUACAGCCUUUACCCUUCCUCAAAGAACUAGAUUUGAGACUCAAUCCUGUUGUCCGGAAAGAUACAGAUUAUAGGCUCUUUGCUGUGUAUACACUACAAACUCUGGAGAAACUGGAUGACAGAGCCGUACGAGAAAGUGAGAGAAAAGCUGCCAGGCUGCAUUUUAGUCAGUUGGGCAACAGUGAAAAUUUUCUUUUAGAGGUGGAAAAAAGCUCUAGGGAGAAGACAAUGAAAAACUGUGUGACAGAUGAGCACUCUGCAUCAAAAGUCAAUGCUGAUGUUGAUAACAGGAUUGAAACUGACUCAAACAAAGGACUUUUUAUUCCAUUCCCCAACCGGGAAAUGAAGGAUUCCCUAUUGAGCACUUCUGCAACCCAGGGCAACAGUAUGCCAGACCAGAAAUUAGAUACUUUCCCACUGGGGACACAGAUGCAAGAAGUGGCAAGAAGGGAGAUGCCAAGUGAUAAUCACCAGGAAGAUGAAUUCAGACACUACUCACCUCGCCAGUCCACAGUCCGAUCCCCAGAGAAGAUGGCUAGAGAAGUGCACCGAAUGUCUGGUUUGGACAAUAAGUCUGCAGGUUCUUCUCCAGAAAAGGACUUGAUAACAAAACCUGAUACUUAUCAGCUUACCCAUGAUGCCUUAUUGGGUAAACGCCUGGAUGUGGGCGAUUCUAGCCAGAUUCAUCCCUAUCAGUUACCUUCAGAUGUCGGACUGGGCAAUUAUGAUAGUCAUUAUUCUCAAACUCUAUCCCUGCAUGGAAGUCUUUGUAAAAGGCCUCAGAGAAGCAAGAACUACCGAGAAUAUAGCAUAAAGCCUUCAAAUGACAUGAAGGCUACUGCAUCCCAUUCCUGUGGAGAUUUCCUGGCUUCUCAGUCAAACCCUGACUCCAGCACCGAAAGGCUUUUGAAGCUUAGUUCAGAUCUGUAUGCCACAACCCAUUUCAACAGUGACCCUGCUCUGCUGGUCAAUGUAGAGCAACAGUUAUCCAGCAGCCUCAGGAAUUUAACACCAGCACAUGGUUCCUUCCCAAACAACUCCAUUCUGGGAGACUCUCUACGGACACUGCUGUUACCUCCUGGGACUUCAGAAAACAGAGAGAAUUUGACCAAGAGGUCAUUAAGUCCAUCGAGGAGAGGAUUCAAACGGAAGGACAAUCUCCUUGCCACCCUGAAUCCAAAGCAUGGCUUCAGAGAUGCUACAGGCAGCGAGCCUCUCUCUAGUGACCUGGGCAGUUUGCAUGGUUUGCCAGGAAACCACAGUCCUCCGAUCUCUGCCAGAAGCUCCCAUGUGGCCACUGUCCUCAGACAGCUCUUGGAACUUGUGGAUAAGCACUGGCAAGGCUCCGGCUCCCUCCUCCUUAACAAAAAGUUUCUCGGUCCUGCCCGAGAUUUGCUUCUGACUUUGGUAGUCCCUGCUCCUUCUCAGCAGUGGUGUCGUUCACAUCCUGAAGACAUGUCAAAAACCUUCCGCAGGAGGGAGAUGGAACUGAAGGAGGCUGGGCAGGUGGUCCCUAAUGACAUGGAAAGUUUGAAGCAAAAACUGGUCAGAGUGCUGGAAGAAAACCUCAUUUUGUCAGAAAAAAUCCAGCAGUUGGAAGAAGGUGCUGUCACUUCAAUUGUGAGUGGGCACCAGUCCCACACUUAUGAUGAUCUUCUGCGCAAAAACCAACAGUUGAACAUGCAGAUGGCUUGCCUGAACCAGGAGCUAGCCCAGCUGAAAAAGUUGGAGGAAACAGUGGCCCUUCUCCAUGAAAGUCAGAGAUCCCUGGUGGUCACUAAUGAGUAUCUGCUGCAGCAGCUGAACAAAGAGCAAAAAGGUUAUUCUGGGAAAGCACUCCUGCCUCCUGAGAAGAGUAAUCAUUUGGGGAGAUCGUCACCCUUUGGGAAAAGCUCACUGUCUUCCUCCUCACCAGUGGCACAUGACACGGGUCAGUAUGUAAUACAGAGUGUCUCAGAUUCUGUCCCAGAGCCUAGUUUAUGGAGCUAGCACUGAAACCCUUCUCUGCAGCUUCCCUCUCACCCACAGGGGGCUCUCAAUGCCAUUGCCACCAGUAUUGUGGUAUUUACCCACAAGAUUAAGAAAAAGUCUUAUUC
Messenger RNA from Rhinolophus ferrumequinum (greater horseshoe bat), 2372 nucleotides. RefSeq names its product leucine rich repeat containing 36 (gene LRRC36). Gene Ontology annotation, molecular function: protein binding. The record is from RefSeq and is a predicted model, not a curated record. The coding region runs from base 1 to 2265 and encodes 754 amino acids. NCBI's taxonomy places the organism in Eukaryota, Metazoa, Chordata, Mammalia, Chiroptera, Rhinolophidae. The transcript has 14 exons.